Caenorhabditis sp. 36 PRJEB53466 is the source of this 1630-nucleotide messenger RNA. Lineage: Eukaryota; Metazoa; Nematoda; Chromadorea; Rhabditida; Rhabditidae. The record is from the annotation of a GenBank genome assembly.
AUGCGAGCCUGCCUUCUCUUCCGAUCCCAACGCAUCCUCUUUCGGACGGGCGGUCCUCAGGUUUGUACCCGUUUUUGGGUUAAUGUCUCAUUUCUCAGCGUUUUCUGUGAAAUUAGCAAAAAAGUUGAGCCUAUUUGCUUUUAAAACAAAAAUCUGCAUAACGCCUACAUCUUUUGCGCUUUUUGAUUCGUUUUUUCGCUGAAAAUUGCCGCAAUUACUAGUCCUUGAGCUCGCUUUUUUUCAAAUACAACCCAAAGUUCUCUCAAAUGCUCAAAAAAAAAACGCAUUUUCCCUUACUCGAAAUCUAGGAAAUUCAAGUGUCUCCGGUUACUUUGUUCCCCCCUCAUCCAUUUGAUAUACGACACUUUUUUGUUGUUGCAGAGACUCUUCGUUUCUCGCCUCUCUUCUUCUUCUUCUUCUUCUUCUUCUUCUUCCGGCCUCAUUCUCGAUUUGGAUUCGAAUGCGACGAAAUCAAACAAAAGUGAGAGAAACGGAGAGCAGAAGGGGAAGAGGAAGAAGAAGGGGAAGCGGAUCGAGUGGUCCGCCGGAUCCGUCGCCAUGCUCGCCAUCCCGACGUUCGCGUUCUCGCUCGGCUGCUGGCAAGUGCUCCGAUUGCGCUGGAAGCUCGACCUCAUCGAACAUCUCAAGUCACGACUAGCACAGGAGGCCGCACCCCUCCCUGAAGCCUUGAGCCCGUGAGUUUUGAAAUUCUGCCCAUAUUCACCUGAAAAUCUCUCCCAUUAUUCGUUCAGAGAAUCGCUGGAACCGCUCGAGUACACCCGCGUGCGGAUCACCGGUCAAUUCCUGCACGACCGGGAGUUCGUGAUCAGUCCACGCGGCAGAUUCGAUCCGGGCAAAGCGAAGAGCGCCUCCGCCGGAUCCCUUCUGUCCGAGAAUGAGAUGAGCAGCCACGGGGGACACCUCAUCACGCCGUUCCGUCUGCAACACACUGGGUACUUUUUAACCCAAUUUUGAUCAUCCGAUCGGAACGAAAUUUUGUAGAGUUCUGGGACUUAGCAUGAAGUAUUUUGGGUCCAAGAUUCAGACCGAUCCGAUCAUGUGGUCCUGAGAUAUAAGUCACUAUAAAUCAUGCCAAGUCCUGAAAGUCUGCAAAGUUUGGUCCCAUCGUGGGUUUUCACAAAUGAUGUUUUUUUCUUGCAGCCAGACAAUCCUGAUUAACCGAGGCUGGAUCCCGUCGUUCCUGUUCGAGACGUCGUCACGCUCGAAGACGAACCCACAGGGACCGGUCACUUUCGAGGCAAUCGUGCGGAAAACAGAGAAACGGCCGCAGUUCGUCGGGCAAAAUGUUCCCGAACAGGGCGUCUGGUACUACCGGGACCUCGGACAGAUGGCCCAAAAGUACGGAACUCUGCCGGUCCUGCUCGACGCCGCCUACGAGACGACGGUGCCGGGCGGACCGAUCGGCGGACAGACCAAUAUUAAUGUGCGCAACGAGCACAUGCAGUAUUUGACCACUUGGUGAGCGGAAUCAAUGAAAUUUUCAGCAAAAUCUUGAACUUACAGCCAAAAGUGCAGUAGAGCACAUUUGCAAUUAGUUAAAAUUGAUAUUUUCAGGUACACUCUAACACUGGUCACAAUGCUCAUGUGGCUACACAAAUUUCGACGAUGA